Populus nigra (black poplar) is the source of this 1386-nucleotide messenger RNA. RefSeq names its product secretory carrier-associated membrane protein 3. The record is from RefSeq and is a predicted model, not a curated record. Gene Ontology annotation, cellular component: trans-Golgi network membrane; recycling endosome membrane. Bases 242 to 1162 code for a protein of 306 amino acids. Gene Ontology annotation, biological process: protein transport. The transcript has 13 exons. Lineage: Eukaryota; Viridiplantae; Streptophyta; Magnoliopsida; Malpighiales; Salicaceae.
ACAUGUAUAAGAAGCUGACCAGAGACAAGUCUCUCCCUCUAGAACUGUAUGAUUUUUUUGACUUUGUUGUCCUUGUCUACCCUAACAUUUCAUUUAUUUUAUUUGAAAUAUUUUGCUUCCUUGACUACCCAACAAGCCUUAGCCUAAGCUCCUUCUCGCCUUCUCUCUUUCACUUUCUCUGUUCGAAGUUUGAUUAUUUUUUUUGGUGGUUUCGGAGUCUCUCUUCACCUUGGUUUCUGCGAUGGCUGGUCGGUACGAUCCUAACCCUUUUGAUGAAGAAGAAGUUAACCCUUUCUCUGACCCAGCUGUGAGAUCGAAAGCAUCAGGGCAAUCGAAGUAUGGUGGGCGUGCAUUUAACACAGCAAGUGCUCCUCCUGCAUCAAACUCGAGGCUUUCACCACUUCCUCCUGAACCUGCUGACUUUUACAAUUACGGCAAUACAGUUGACAUUCCUAUUGAUGCACCUGCGGACUUAAGGAAGAAAGAGAAGGAACUUCAAGCUAAGGAGGCUGAACUGAGAAGGCGGGAGCAGGAGGUGAAGAGGAGAGAAGAUGCAGCUGCUAGAGCUGGAAUUGUCCUGGAAGAGAAAAAUUGGCCACCAUUUUUCCCAAUUAUCCAUCAUGAUAUUGCAAAUGAAAUACCAGUUCAUCUACAGAAAAUUCAAUAUGUUGCGUUUACAACAUUUCUAGGAAUGGCUUUUUGUCUUUUCUGGAAUGUCAUAUCUGUUACAACAUUAUGGAUUAAAGGAGGAGGGGUAAACAUCUGGUUUCUUUCUGUUAUCUACUUCAUAGCAGGAGUUCCUGGAGCUUAUGUUCUGUGGUAUCGUCCACUCUAUCGUGCAUUUAGGACUGAGAGUGCUAUGAGGUUCGGAUGGUUUUUCUUGUUUUAUGCGCUUCACAUUGGCUUCUGCAUCUUUGCUGCUGUUGCUCCACCUAUAGUUUUCAAGGGAAAGUCUCUCACUGGUAUCCUGGCUGCAGUCGAUGUUGUCGGUGGAAAUGCUUUAGCUGGGAUUUUCUACUUCAUCGGAUUCGGUUGUUUCUGUCUUGAAUCACUGCUGAGCAUCUGGGUUAUUCAGCAAGUAGGCAUGUACUUCCGUGGAAGUGGUAAAGCUGCCGAGAUGAAGCGGGAAGCUGCAAGAGGAGCAUUGAGGGCAGCAAUUUGAUUCCAUGGCUCUAGGAAGAAAGCAUCAUGGCGGACCUUGUGUGGAUUUAGGUUGUAAAUUCCAUUAGCUGCAUGAAAUUGGGAUACCACGUAAAUUUGGGAGAAACACAGCUCUGCUUGAGCCUGGCUUAGUUGGACCAGUUCUUUUUAUGUUACAUUUACUUCUGGGUGCUAUAUCCUUGUAAAUGUUUUGCUGAGAUUACAGUUAAUUAUUUUUUUGUAGAA